Molecule: messenger RNA, 3399 nt
Organism: Ornithodoros turicata
Lineage: Eukaryota; Metazoa; Arthropoda; Arachnida; Ixodida; Argasidae
Product: secretin receptor-like
Exons: 17
Coding region: 345-2051 (568 amino acids)
Biological process (GO): cell surface receptor signaling pathway; adenylate cyclase-modulating G protein-coupled receptor signaling pathway
Cellular component (GO): plasma membrane
Molecular function (GO): G protein-coupled peptide receptor activity; peptide hormone binding
Source: RefSeq, a predicted model, not a curated record
AUAAGUGUCGAGUUUUGCAGGCUGAAGCCGGAGGAACUCGCGUCUACGUGCAUGCUGUAAACGUACUUGUUCCAAAAACUCCGAUGUGGCACGCAACGUGUCAGUGUGGCUGAGGGAUUGAGGUGUGCGUGUGUGCGUCAAGAGGACGUAGACGCCGCUGGACUGGACCGGUACGUGCGCCCUUUAGCUCUACGCUUGCAACGUCCCGGCACAAGAGAAACAGGUCCGAUAAAAUUGCGAUUGUGGACGUUAUUUAUUUACCUCCAAGGCCUAUAUACCAGCAUUUCCGGAAGGAUAUACUGGAGUUACCACUUCAACUCGUGCUCGUCGUCUGCUUUGCUGUCAUGGCGCACUUGGACCCAGCCAACGACUGGACCGACACGUCGGAGUGGAGCGACGCGCUCGUGCCGUCUCGCGAUAUUGCCGUAGCGAUGCAAGAUCAAGCUGUCGUGUUGGCAAUGCUGGACUGCCUUAGAAACGACAGCGCUGAAGUUUGGGAUCCAGGAGCUAUUUCGUGCCCUCGCCUGUGGGACGGAAUCCUUUGCUGGGAAUCAGUGCCGGCAAAUACCUUGGUUGAAGUCCCGUGUCCUGGAUACAUCUUCGGCUUCGAUGGCUCACAGAACGCAAGCAAAUUCUGUACAGACAACGGUACGUGGUACACGAACCCAGAGGUCGGCACCGCUUGGACUAACUACACCCUGUGUGCGCCGCAAGACUCAGACCUGUAUAAUGAAGAUAUCUCCAUAUUUGAACCUCAUCUUGCCAGCAUCAAAUUGAUCUCCAAAGUGGGCUACUCGGUCUCCUUCAUUGCCCUCGUAGCUGCGUUCUUUGUUCUUGCUUCCAUCAAGAGGCUUCGCUGUCCUCGCAACAGCCUUCACAUGCAUCUCUUCAUGUCUUUCAUUCUGCGUGCUCUGGCGUUUCUCCUCAAAGACGCCCUAUUCAUCGAUGGAAUCGGUCUUCCAUCCAACCUGGACUUCAACCAACAGGAUAAUGUGCAGUGCGAAGAACCGAAGAAAGAUGUGUGCUGGACAGCGCAAGUCGACAUAACUUACAAUGUCGACUGCAAGGCCUUCACCAGCCUGUGGCAUUACAUGCUGAUGGCUAACUAUUGCUGGAUCCUGAUGGAAGGCCUCUACUUACACAACCUAGUCUUCCUCGCUUUCUCCGAUAGUUCGGGGAUUCUAAAGUACGUCGCUCUCGGCUGGGGACUUCCUGUGCUGUUCAUCGUGCCCUGGGUGAUUGCACGGGCCACUCUGGAAGAUACCUUAUGUUGGACCACAAACGCGAAACAGGAACUGUUCUGGAUUAUACGUGGCCCAAUCACAGCAUCGAUAGUAGUGAACUUCAUCCUCUUCGUGAACAUAACGCGAGUAUUGUUCGCAAAGUUAUUCGCCUCACAAACUCCGCAAGCGCGGCGAUACAGAUACAGGAAGUGGUUCCGCUCUACAUUGGUGCUGGUGCCUCUUUUUGGCGCCCACUACACCCUGUUGCUCGGAAUGUCGCUGGUUGCUGCUGCCGACAAAUUGGAGUUGGCUUGGCUGUACAUAGAUCAACUUUUUUCGUCUUUUCAGGGCUUCGUCGUCGCAUUGUUGUACUGCUUCCUGAAUGGCGAGGUGCAGACGGAGCUUCGUAAGCUGUUGCACAGGUGGAGCUGCUCAGCGUCGUCCCAGGGUCAGCACCACCAUCGGCACUCAUUCUUCACGCAGUCCAUGACCUAUCUGAGCCGGGGCCGAAGCUCCAACCACUCGAUCCAAUCUGAUAGGCGAGAUGGAGGAUCCAAGAGCCCUUCUCCCAAUUCUACGAAGAGAUCGGCGUCCAGGCGGAAUAUAGGCAACCCGAUGCAAGAACAGAUAUCACCGUCAGCAGUGCCGGCAGCCAACGCCAGCCAGCCCUUGACGAAUCAUUGGCGUUCCAACGGAUGCCCUGGUACGACCGAGCAGUCAGUGCGGGUCUUGCGAAACCCGCGUGAUGUAGAGGGUGGCCGCAGGGGCGUCGACUCGAGCGAGGAACAUCUCUUGGACGACCUCACUGAUAAAGAAAGUCAACUAUGAAGAGGCUCCAUAGAGAAAAUGGAGGAAGAUAUCCAGAUGAGGACAACUUCAAAGCCUUCGUAGCCGGAGAAGGAACAAACAGCUUCUUAAAAGUGGCCGUGGUGAAGCCGUGUUCACUUGCCGGAGCACACAGACAGAAACGAACAACAGUUUCCGAUCGCUGACUAUAGCAUAACGCACGGAGCUAAAAACCUCAAUAUGAUCUUCUUCCUCUUCGCUAAAGUGCCACAACAGGCAAGCAACGUUGCAACCGUGCUUUCCCCUCCGUGGCCCUUGCAGUGACCACUUACGAAGCGUCACGUGACUUUCACUCCGUGACGGUCGCACAGCGCCCUCUUGCGGAGUAGGCAAACGGUUCUGUUGGAGGCGUUUGAGCGUUGCGCGUGCGGUGCGCAGAAGCAACUUGACUUUAAGCGAAGUGACUGCAAAAUUCUGCAAAGCUGCAGCCAACAAUCAAAUGAGUGGAAAGGAAUUCCACACUAAAGAAGCAGCCAGAGCACCUCACUGACAACAAAGCAUUUUGUCGUAGGGCUUAAGACUAUUUUGUAUUGAAUAUUUCGAUGGUUAUAUGGCCAAAAAGAAUUCACCGCUCUGGUGGUGAACAUUGAAAAGUCUCUCGAGCAAAUUUUAAAUAAGAAGUUAGUUGCGCACAUUUCCCUGUUCCCCGGGUGAUAUCACUAAUCCUAAUGAUAUUGGAUUGGAUAUGAUAGAAAAAUAUGGAGACGUUAGUCCCGACCCAGUCAGGACUGGCUACUCCUAAUGAUAUCCUAAUAAGCAUUAACAACGGUGUGAUACACUUGGUUCGUUCGUCUUUAGCUUUAGCCGAGCUGUGAACUAUCUAUGAAGGACAGUACAGGCCAUCAUGAUUUUACCUGUUACCUUCUGCUAUAGUAGUUGUACAGCGAGCGCUACAUGACCCUUCAUACAUUUCAUAAGGCCUGCGUGAAUUUGUGAAUUUUGUGCUCCUGCAUCAACCAGCGCAUGUGAUAUAAGUGUUGCCCGUCGCACCAGCAGUGCUGUUUGACCCUCUUCUGGUGGCGUUUUCUGACUGGUGGUGAUGGUCAGAGCCGGGAGGCAGCUUGCUUGUGAGAAUGGUCCCUGAGACGGCGAUGUGACCUUGAGACACUCGAUGGACACUUGGCACAGCAUGGACACAACACCGGCGGGUACACAGGACUGUCGUGCGUCAACACCACGAACGGACGAUGCGCGAAAUGACGUGUGGCAGACGUGCACUACGGAGCUGCUUUGCAGCGAGGGCACGAUGUACUGUACCCGUGUUACUGUACCGUGGGGUGACGUGGUCGCUCCAACGGCAUAAUUCUCUCCCAUAAACGAGUUGUGCUGC